AUGGAGACACCGCCCCCUACUCAAAGUGCAUUCCAGCCCGACUCGACCACGCGGCGUCCAAAGCGCCGCAAGAUUGCGGUCGCAUGCGAUGAAUGUCGUGCGCGCAAGGUGCGCUGUGACGGGAUCCAGCCCGUAUGUGGGCCAUGUGCGAAGCGCGAGGAGUAUGGUGUAAGGUGCAAAUACACCGGGGAGCCCGAGAAGAAGCGGGCUGUGAAGAACUACAUCACGACACUCGAGAAUCGGAUCAAACAUCUGGAAAGCCCGAGUGAGGUCUCGAGCCUCGAGAACCGGAUUAAACAUCUGGAAAGCCCGAGCGAGAUCUCGAGCUUGAGUACGCCUAGCACCCGAGUAUCGGGCCAUCCUAGCGCGUCGAUAUCACCGUAUGGACCAUCAUCCUUUACGAAUAUCCCGCGGACCAUACCGUUCGCGCAACGCCCUACACCGCAUAGAGCCAGCAUCUCUUCACACAAUGCGACCAUCCACUCUCCACUCAUUGCCGCUCAAAUCACACCUAGGAGCAAUUCAGGUUCCACCCCUGAGACUACGCGUGCUAUGCUAUCACAAGAGACAUCGCGUCAGGAAGACCGUACGCUUGGCGUCAAUGCCAUGAUGGGUGCGGUGGAGGAGGAACGUCCGACACAAGGAUUCUUCGGCAGCUCUAGUGCCGCGAGCUUCAUGCGCCAGAUCAAGACAGCGGUCGACAAGCGGGUCUCAUCGCCGAACCAGGACAUUUCGGAAUCCGUGCUCGGGGUUUCUCCGUCGAAUCUACUACCCGCCCAGAAGGAGCGGCAGUCUACUGUUUGCAACUACGUGCUACCACCGCGGAAAAUGGCGGAUAGCCUGAUGGAAGUCUACUGGAGCUAUGUCUUUCCUCUCUAUCCACUCGUCGAUAGCAUCCACCUUCGGGGCGAGUACGGCCGGAUAUGGACUGGCGAACCUCUGCAGUCCGAUGAGAACAUGCUCAUGUGCAUGCUGAAUGUCAUCUUCGCCCUAUCCUGCCAACUAGCCGACUUCAUCGCGCCAGCAGAGCGGGAAGCGUCCGGCGCUGCAUUCUUCUCCCGUGCCAAGGACUUGCUGCACUUUAACCUCUGGGACUCCGGAUCCGCGGCGCUUAUCCAGUGCCUGCUUCUGAUGGCGCAAUAUCUCCAGAGCACGGACUCGGCCCAUCAAUGCUGGAUUGUAACUGGGCUGGCUAUUCGCAAUGCACAGAGCAUGGGUUUGCACCUUCCGCAGACUAUUGCACGCCUUCAAAAUCCGCAGGAGCAGCAGUUGGCAAGGAAGAUCUGGCAUGGGUGUGUUUUAAUGGAUCGUGUCAUAUCCAUGACAUUCGGGCGCCCGGCUAUGAUUUCGAAAGGCUCAUGCGGCUCCGUUCCUCUACCCGCAACUGUCGACGAGGAGUAUAUCGCAUCCGCUUCCGGAGCUGAAGCAAUCCAACCCGCCGAUCGCCCGUCGAUGAUGGCAUUUUACGCCAAGUCACUCGAACUGUACGAGAUUUUGAACGAUGUCCUGCUCAGUCUCUACAAGCCCAUUCCCGAGGAAAGUCCAGAAGACAUAUACGAUUUCUAUUUCAACAGAGAACCUAGUGAAGGAGAACUCACCAUAUUUGAACUUGACCGCGCUCUCACGAAAUGGACACGCAGUCUACCCGCACAUCUGCGCGGAGACCCUUCCCCAGUAGCUGAUAACAUCAUUUUCUACCGGCAAUGUGUGGUCUUGCGAGCACGAUUCCUGCACGUCAGGAUGCUACUAUUCCGUCCAAUUCUCUCCAAAUACUGUACGGCACGCGAGAUCGCCUCCGAUCCACUCAUAUCUCUUCACGACUCAUUUCCUCAACGCGUUGCUUUGCAGUGCUCUGUGAUCUGCGUCAAAGUCGCACAAGAGGUGAUCGGUCUGAUACACAGUAACAUUCCGGCAGAUGGGACUUCUGGGCCUCUACCCGCUUGGUGGUAUAACAUACUAUAUGUCUACACCGCAGCAACUGUUUUGAUAGCCGCAUAUCUUUGCCCCGCGAUCCUCGACGAAGUCACUGAAGCAUCAAUCACCACGUCAUGGGACACCGCCCUCGAGAUCCUCCGAAAGUACCAAAGCUACAGUACAUCUGCGCGACGAUGCGUAGCGGCUCUUGAGAUUCUGUACGAACGGGUUGUAUCUGAAGCGCCGCCGGUGCAUAUCCAAGGUCCAGAUGUCGCUCCCGCCGCAGGGGCGGGUGUGGGAGCUCCGCUUGGUGCAAUCGGAGAUGUGUCCCUUGGCGAGGGGAUGAAUGCAAGUUUCCUCGACGCGUUCGAACUACCGGACUUUCAAGAUAUGUCGUGGUUGAAUAGUGUUCCGAGUCAUUUGUACUAA
Messenger RNA from Aspergillus calidoustus, 2343 nucleotides. The record is from the annotation of a GenBank genome assembly. Lineage: Eukaryota; Fungi; Ascomycota; Eurotiomycetes; Eurotiales; Aspergillaceae.